Molecule: messenger RNA, 2250 nt
Organism: Apodemus sylvaticus (European woodmouse)
Lineage: Eukaryota; Metazoa; Chordata; Mammalia; Rodentia; Muridae
Gene: Nrg1
Product: neuregulin 1
Exons: 10
Coding region: 1-2184 (727 amino acids)
Biological process (GO): cell differentiation; animal organ development; nervous system development
Molecular function (GO): chemorepellent activity; protein tyrosine kinase activator activity
Source: RefSeq, a predicted model, not a curated record
AUGGAGAUUUAUUCCCCAGACAUGUCUGAGGGAGCUGGCGGGAGGUCUUCCAGUCCCUCCACUCAGCUGAGUGAGGACCCAUCUCUCGAUGGGCUUCCGGCAGCGGAACACAUGCCAGACACCCACACAGAAGAUGGGAGAAGCCCUGGACUCCUGGGCCUGGCGGUGCCCUGCUGUGUGUGUCUGGAAGCUGAGCGCCUGCGAGGGUGCCUCAACUCCGAGAAGAUCUGCAUUGUUCCCAUUUUGGCUUGCCUAGUCAGCCUCUGCCUCUGCAUUGCUGGCCUAAAGUGGGUAUUUGUGGACAAGAUAUUUGAAUACGACUCUCCUACCCACCUUGACCCUGGGGGGUUAGGCCAGGACCCUGUUAUUUCUCUGGAUCCAACUGCAGCCUCGGCUGUUUUGGUGCCAUCCGAGGCAUACACUUCACCUGGCUCUAAGGCUCAGUCUGAAGCCAAGGCUCAUGUUACAGUGCAAGGUGACCAUGUGGCCUUGGCCUCUGAACCUUCAGCAGUACCGACCCGGAAGAACCGGCUGUCUGUUUUUCCUCCCUUACUACACUCCACUGCACCGCCCUUCCCUUCUCCAGCUCGGACCCCUGAGGUGAGAACAUCCAAGUCAGGAACUCAGCCACAAACAACAGAAACUAAUCUGCAAACUGCUCCUAAACUUUCCACAUCUACAUCCACGACUGGGACCAGCCAUCUCAUAAAGUGUGCGGAGAAGGAGAAAACUUUCUGUGUGAAUGGGGGCGAAUGUUUCAUGGUGAAGGACCUGUCAAACCCCUCAAGAUACUUGUGCAAGUGCCCAAAUGAGUUUACUGGUGAUCGUUGCCAAAACUACGUAAUGGCCAGCUUCUACAUGACUUCUAGGAGGAAAAGGCAAGAAACAGAGAAGCCUCUAGAAAGAAAAUUGGAUCAUAGCCUUGUGAAAGAAACGAAGCAUCUUGGGAUUGAAUUUAUGGAAGCGGAGGAACUCUACCAGAAGAGGGUACUGACAAUUACUGGCAUCUGUAUCGCCCUCCUGGUGGUUGGCAUCAUGUGUGUGGUGGCCUACUGCAAAACCAAGAAACAGCGGCAGAAGCUUCAUGAUCGGCUUCGGCAGAGCCUUCGGUCCGAACGAAACAACAUGGUGAACAUAGCGAACGGCCCUCACCACCCGAACCCACCUCCAGAGAACGUGCAGCUGGUGAACCAAUACGUGUCUAAAAACGUCAUCUCCAGUGAGCAUGCAGUUGAGAGAGAAGUGGAGACCUCCUUUUCCACCAGUCGCUACACUUCCACAGCCCAUCACUCCACGACUGUCACCCAGACUCCUAGUCACAGCUGGAGUAAUGGACGCACAGAAAGCAUCAUUUCAGAAAGCCACUCUGUAAUCAUGAUGUCAUCGGUUGAGAACAGCAGGCACAGCAGUCCAGCUGGGGGCCCACGAGGACGUCUUCAUGGUCUGGGAGGCCCUCGUGAAUGUAACAGCUUCCUCAGGCAUGCCAGAGAAACCCCUGACUCCUACAGAGACUCUCCUCACAGUGAAAGGUAUGUAUCAGCCAUGACCACCCCGGCUCGUAUGUCACCUGUAGAUUUCCACACGCCAAGCACCCCUAAAUCGCCCCCUUCGGAAAUGUCUCCACCCGUGACCAGCAUGACGGUGUCCAUGCCCUCUGUGGCAGUCAGCCCCUUUGUGGAAGAAGAGAGGCCUCUGCUUCUUGUGACACCACCAAGGCUACGGGAGAAGAAGUAUGAUCAUCACCCCCAGCAACUCAACUCCUUUCAUCACAACCCUGCACUUCAGAGUACCAGCCUUCCCCCUAGCCCAUUGAGGAUAGUGGAGGAUGAGGAGUACGAAACGACCCAGGAGUAUGAGCCAGUUCAAGAGCCUAUUAAGAAGGUCACCAAUAGCCGGCGGGCCAAAAGAACCAAGCCCAAUGGCCACAUUGCCAAUAGGUUGGAAAUGGACAGCAACCCAAGUUCUGUGAGCAGUAACUCAGAGAGUGAGACAGAAGAUGAAAGAGUAGGUGAAGAUACACCAUUCCUGGGCAUACAGAACCCCCUGGCAGCCAGCCUUGAGGUGGCCCCUGCCUUCCGUCUGGCUGAGAGCAGGACUAACCCAGCAGGCCGCUUCUCCACACAGGAAGAAUUACAGGCCAGGCUGUCUAGUGUAAUCGCUAACCAAGACCCUAUUGCUGUAUAAAACCUAAAUAAACACAUAGAUUCACCUGUAAAACUUUAUUUUAUAUAAUAAAGUAUUUCACCUUAA